CAGCCACGCAAGCCCGAGAGGUUGUGUGCGGUGCGUGGUGCGUGGUACGUGCGGCGGCACGUGGCGCGGGUGCGGGGCGUGGCGUGGCGUGGCGGGGUCGCGCGGCGCGGGCGGUCACCCGGAGCUCUGGACGGAGAGCGCCUCCCUCUGGCCUCAGUUUCCUCACGUUGUAGUAGCGGAGCAUGGGCCGGACGGGACCCCUGAGACCGCCCGGUGCAGCCUCACCGCCAGCCUGGGGGCCUCAGCGACCUGGAGGGGACCAAGGGGCUCGGGGAUUCUUCCUGCCCCUGGCCCUGGUGCGUGACUGACCCUCCUGUUCCCAGAGCCCCCAGCGCAGGCCGGGAUGUUCGUCCUGGUGGAGAUGGUGGACACCGUGCGGAUCUCCCCUUGGCAGUUUGAGAGGAAGCUCAACGACUCCAUUGCCGAGGAGCUGAACAAGAAGUUGGCCAACAAGGUCGUGUACAACGUGGGACUCUGCAUUUGUCUGUUUGAUAUCACCAAACUGGAGGAUGCCUAUGUAUUCCCUGGGGAUGGCGCAUCACACACCAAAGUCCAUUUUCGCUACGUGGUGUUUCAUCCAUUCCUAGAUGAGAUUCUGAUUGGGAAGAUCAAAGGCUGCAGCCCGGAAGGAGUGCACGUCUCUCUAGGCUUCUUCGAUGACAUUCUCAUCCCCCCAGAGUCACUGCAGCAGCCAGCCAAGUUCGACGAAGCGGAGCAGGUGUGGGUGUGGGAGUACGAGACGGAGGAAGGAGCGCACGACCUCUACAUGGACACUGGCGAGGAGAUCCGCUUCCGGGUGGUGGACGAGAGCUUUGUUGACACGUCCCCCACAGGGCCCAGCUCAGCAGAUGCCACCGCUUCCAGUGAGGAGCUGCCAAAGAAGGAGGCUCCGUACACGCUUGUGGUGAGUGGCCCUGAUGGUGCUGAAGCCCCCAUGAGGUGCGAGAGCCAGAGUGCAGGGCUGGAAGCUCUGUCCUGGGGGUUCUGCUCUGGGAUCUCCCCCAGCAGGUCAGGGAUCCUGUUGGGGGGAUCUUGGCUGGAGCCUGAGUUUCUGUAGGAUAGGGCUGUGAGGCAGUAAAGGUACAUGGCUGCUGGUGGGGUGAGCGAGUCAGCUUGCAAAGGGGACAGAGCUCACGCUGGACAAGACCACUGAUAAAGAGGCUUUGAGGCCAGGUGCAGUGGCUCACAUCUAUAAUCCCAGCACUUUGGGAGGCCAAAGUGGGAGGAUCGCUUGAGGCCAGGAGUUUGAGACCAGCCUGGCUAAAAAAGUGAGAGGUUGUCUCUAUAAAAAACAGUUAGCAGGGCAUGGUGGCGUGCCCUGUGGUCCCAGCUACUUGGGAGGCUGAGAUGGGAGUAUCCCUUAAGCCCAGGAGUUCAAGGUUGUGCCACUGCAUUACAGCUUGGGCAACAGAAUGAGACGCUGUCUUUAAAAAAUUGGGGGGUAGGGAGGGGUUUGAGGGAGAAAGAAAUCAAGGAAGGGGCUUGGAGAGAUCAAAGCCCUGAGAUUAAGGGUAGGGCAGCUGGGGCGCAGUGGCUCACGCCUGUAAUCCCAGCACUUUGGGAGGCCAAGGCGGGUGGAUCACGAGGUCAGGAGAUCGAGACCAUCCUGGCUAACAUGGUGAAACCCCAUCUCUACUAAAAAUACAAAAAAUUAGCCGGGUGUGGUGGCAGGUGCCUGUAGUCCCAGCUACUUGGGAGGCAGAGCUUGCAGUGAGCCAAGAUCGUGUCACUGCACUCCAGCCCAGGUGAGACUGUGUCUCAAAAAAAAAAAAAAAAAAAAAAAAGGUAGGGCUCCCUGUAGGAGCAGCAUUGCAGCAGUGAAAUAAAAGGGAGAGCUCCAGGGAAGAGUGGCCUUCCAGGCUGUUCCCUGUUGGAUGGGUCUGGAGCAUGGGCCUUGUGUUUGCUCAGCCUUCCUGCCACGAUUAGAACUUAGGUGGCCCUGGAGGGCAGGCCUAAGGGUGAGGAAGGGUCCCUGACCCUGUCAGGGCCUGGGGUCCCUGGAGAGGGGUCUGCGCCCUGCAUGCUGCGUGCCCGUCAGGAGCACUGCUGUGGCUCCAUCUCUCCAGAGCCUCUGGGCUGCCGUGUGCCCCGCCUCCUCUUUGCCUGUGCUGGGCUCCCUUAACCUCCUCUCCAGGUUGGUUCAAGCCAGCAUGUCAGUGAAAUGUGCGUGUUCUUUAUCCCUGGCAGGGAUCCAUCAGUGAGCCAGGCCUGGGCCUUCUCUCCUGGUGGACCAGCAACUAGCCCUGGGGCUGGUCAGUGGAUCCUACCAGCCUGCGGGAAGGUGGUACGGCCGGCUGUGAAGACAACAGCAGCUGAGGCCGAUGCUAAGGAGAUAGUGUCUCGAGCUGGACAGUGAGGCAAGGCCAGGAGUGCCCACCAGCUUGCCCCCCUCCUCCACCAUCUAGGCCCUGCCCCUCCCCCCAGAGCUUCUCAAGUCGCUGCUUUCAGUGACAGCAAAGCCAUUUAAUAAACAAUGGCAGCAUCAGAAGGGAAGGGGCCACCCUUGUCUCAAUGGCCAGUGUUACGAUCUGAGGUCACUGAGUUCCUGUCGCUGGGACAGCAUGGCCUCCCUUAUGGCAGAUGGGUUCCCCCAACCCCGCCCAGGUGCCAGCAUGUGGGGGCUGUGAGCUCUGGGCUGCCCCAGGCUGGGCUCUGGGCUGGCUGAGCCUGGUGGCGCCAUAAAGUGACAUAGGAAGUGAGGCUGGCUUGCCUGGGGUGGGUGCUUUGGGUGCUGGAAGCUGCCAGUCGGAAUUGAGUGGGCAUGAAGGGGAGGCACCUUCCCACCAGCUUGUGGAAAAAGGUGGGGUAGCCCCUGAGCUCGAGGAGAACAGUUCCUGAUCAAAACAGUGGAGGCUCUGGGCUUUGCUGGUACCCCCUACCCAAUUCAAGACACAAGACAGCAGCAAGCCUGGGACCACCUGUCCCUCAGACCUCAGCUAUUGCCACGAGCACCUUGUGGGACUGCUGGUGACACCCCAGCUCUGGGCCCACAGCAUUUCUUCAGCAGCGUGACUUCGCAGGAUUCCUCUUGCCCCUCUGCCGACACCAGGACGCUUGCCUAGCAGUAAGUUUUGCCCUGGUGAUGGGGCCUCCAUGGAACCUGCCUCCUGCCCUGGCCUCUUCGGCUCUCAUAGGACCCCCGAGUGUGGAGGUGCUGGUGGUGUCAGCUGAUGCCACUCCACUUGGGCCAAUUCCCUUUCCAGGUGGCCUCAUCUGCUGUGCCCACCCUCAGUGUUUAGAGGGCUACAUGAGGCCAUGCCUGGCAUAUCAGUGCCCAGGGAAGGUGGAGAGUGAAGGCCUGUCUCUGGGAGACUCCAUCCUGUCCCAGCAGGGAAGCUACAGGAACAUGGGGGGCAGGGCUGCUCUGUAGGUAGAAGUGGGGUGGGGUGGGAGGUGACAGGGAGGUCAUUUCUGCCAGACCUCAGGUCUCCUUCACUGCAGUGAUGGAUCCAUCUGUGGCUGUUGGGCCUCCACUGACGGUGACUGAAAAGACCCUUCCUGGACCCUGGACUUGAUAACAAACGGCACAGACACCAAUCACUCACUUACAGAACAGUCACUGGUUUUGGAUUCUUGUUUUCCUUGCAAGAACAAAAGGUUCUCUAGAAUCCUUCAGCCACCAAUGAAAUGAUCAGGCAGGAGAAAAACUAGAUGGGAGUCUUGUCAUCAAAAAUAAAUACAGUUGCAUGGA
Molecule: messenger RNA, 3691 nt
Organism: Symphalangus syndactylus (siamang)
Lineage: Eukaryota; Metazoa; Chordata; Mammalia; Primates; Hylobatidae
Gene: POLR3H
Product: RNA polymerase III subunit H
Biological process (GO): transcription initiation at RNA polymerase III promoter; DNA-templated transcription
Cellular component (GO): RNA polymerase III complex
Molecular function (GO): DNA binding; DNA-directed RNA polymerase activity
Source: RefSeq, a predicted model, not a curated record